AAAUAAAUAUUCCUCAUGGCAUUUCUUGAAUUGAAGGGAACUGAUUUCUCUAACAUUCUUUCUACCUCAGGUAAAGCUGCUCUUCCUCGCCCUGACUACCAGAUGCCAGAGCCCAACGGAUGCAGCGCCUACUUCCUAGGCCUUCCGGUACCCAAUAGUGUUGAUCUGGGCAUUCCUGCCAUGACUAAGUGCUGCAAUCAGCUGGACAUGUGUUACGACACCUGCGGCUCCAACAAGUACCGCUGCGACUCCAAGUUCCGCUGGUGUCUCCACAGCAUCUGCUCUGACCUCAAGAAGAGCCUGGGCUUCAUGUCAAAGGUUGAAGCCUGUGAGACGGUAGCGGACACCCUGUUCAACACAGUCUGGACUCUGGGCUGCAGGCCCUAUAUAAACAGCCAGAGGGAAGCCUGCCUCUGUGAAGGAGAGGAGAGGGAUGAGCGUUAAAUUAGGGUUACAGACAUACACACACACACUCACGUAUGCAUGCAUACACACACACACAAACACACACGUAUGCAUGCAUACACACACACACAGCUCUCCUAUUCACCAAGUAAUAUGGGAUGAUACGUCACUCCAAAUGACUGCUGGAGAUUCAAAUUGAUUAGGGUUUUUUCAAAAGACUCAUAUUUUGGCUAUUUGUGUAAUUUAUUUGGUGUUUUACUUGGUUUUGUUUAACAGAACAAGUGCUGUAUAUUUGCAACAACUGUUGGGUUUAUUAUUAUUUUUAAAUCUACAAAAAAAUGUGUAAUACAAUACAAUCUUGUAUUUGUCUUCUUGAGUUGUGGAAAAUAUGAGAAUGCCAUGUGCUUCAGACUGCAUCUCUUCCUGAAAACAGGGGAACACAGAACACACACAAAUCUGAAGUUCAAACUAUACACUAACUAUGCAAAUAUACUGUACAUGAAUUUACAAAGAUGAAUGCCAGACAUUAUCUUCUAUUAAAUUCAAAUGUGUUUUAUAUCUCGCCAGAACUUCAUUCAUGAUUCAUUUUUUAAUUGACACAAUUAGGUAGAAAUUAUACAUUACUCCACACUUAGUCCUGAGAUACAAAGAAAGCAGUUUAUUCAGUUAAAUAUAUACAAAAUGAAACAGGAUCUAUAAGCUUGGGAUUGAAAAUAGUUAGACAGUUUCCUGGUUUUUAUAACUAAAACAACCUCCUGGUACUGCCCAUGCCAUAAAAGCAAUCUGAACAUACAGUACACUGAAAAAAACUUCAAUAUGAAUCCUCAGAGGAUAUGGCCAAAAGACAAACCUAUGGUGGUAUUAUUAUACUGAACAAAAAUAUAAUAGCAACAUGCAACAAUUCCUAUGUUUUUACUGGGUUAGAGUUCAUAUAAGGAAAUAAGUUCAUUAGGCACUCAUUUAUGGAUUUCACAUGACUGGGCAGAGGUGUAGCCAUGGUUGGGCCUUGGAGGGCAUAGGCCCACCCACUUGGCAGCCAGAGCCACCCACCACCAGGCUCAGCCAAUCAGAAAUAUUUUUUUCCCCCACAAAAGGGCUUCACUACAGACAGAAACGCUCCACAGCACCCCCCACGUGGUCUGCGGUUGUGAGGCCGGUUGUACGUACUGACAAUUUCUCUAAAACGACGGAGAUGGUAGAGAAAUCAACAUUAAAUUAUCUGGCAAGAGCUCUGGUGGAUAUUCCUGCAGUCAGCAUUCUCCCUCAAAACUUGAGACAUCUGCGACAUUGUGUUGUGUGACAAAAGUGUCCGUUUAUUGUCCCCUGCACAAGGUGCACCUGUGUAAUGAUCAUGCUGUUUAAUCAGCUUCUUUAUGACACAACUGUCAGGUGGAUGGAUUAUCUUGGCAAAGGAGAAAAGCUCACUAACAGGGGAUGUAAACAAAUGUGUGCAUAUGGAACAUUUCCUGGAUUUCUUUUUUCUUCAGCACUUCACAUGUUUUCCUGUCCUGCUAGGUAUUCAAAAUGUAAUGAGUACAUUUUGGUGUCAGGGAAAUUGUAUUGAGUAAAAAGUACAUUAUUUUCUUUACGAAUGUAGCAAAGUAAAAGUAAAA
This is a messenger RNA of Oncorhynchus nerka (sockeye salmon), 2018 nucleotides long. Its product is annotated as group XIIB secretory phospholipase A2-like protein. Bases 16 to 444 code for a protein of 142 amino acids. The transcript has 3 exons. Gene Ontology annotation, biological process: triglyceride homeostasis; arachidonate secretion; phospholipid metabolic process. Gene Ontology annotation, cellular component: extracellular region. NCBI's taxonomy places the organism in Eukaryota, Metazoa, Chordata, Actinopteri, Salmoniformes, Salmonidae. The record is from RefSeq and is a predicted model, not a curated record. Gene Ontology annotation, molecular function: A2-type glycerophospholipase activity; calcium ion binding.